Colletotrichum destructivum is the source of this 1363-nucleotide messenger RNA. Its product is annotated as Putative aliphatic aldoxime/phenylacetaldoxime dehydratase. The transcript has a single exon. The record is from RefSeq and is a predicted model, not a curated record. NCBI's taxonomy places the organism in Eukaryota, Fungi, Ascomycota, Sordariomycetes, Glomerellales, Glomerellaceae. The coding region runs from base 56 to 1141 and encodes 361 amino acids.
CAAAGUAAUUUUUCAAUGGCAGUAUCGACGUUCAAAAGUAGCAUCGUGGGAAAUCAUGUCUUUUGAACCACGAACUUAUCCUCUCCGGCGACCCGACGGUCACCGACCACCCGUGCCGCGUUGGCACCUUGUUCUCGGGGAUGUGAAAAGCGUUGUCACAGCAUACAUAGGCGUGCAGCCUCAUUCCUGUGACAGCAGCACUGUUCAGGCCGUGGGAGAAGCAACCGCGGCGAUUGAGGCAUGGCUCACUGGAGACGAAGACAGCAGGCCUCUAGCAAGUGAGCGUUUCAAACAUCUGGAUGGCGAAGAUGCUCCGGAGGCAAGAAUCUGGGUCUGCUACUGGGAUGAUCCUGAACAGGGCAAAAUCGGGCUACAAAAGCUUGAUCUCGCUUCCAUAUUCGCCCAUCUGGUACCGGAGAAUCAACGUCGCAUCGGACUGUGGAGCGAAAGCUUUGCGACACCCAUAACUCGCCUUGAAACGAAUUAUUCCGGCCUCGACUACCUCCCGGGCCUGGCGAGAUUGCCAGGCGCGAGUACCCAAGAGCACACCCUCUCGGCAUACUGGGGUGCAGCUAGGGAUAGGAUUCCAUCAUCAGCUCACGAUCUGUUCAAAAAAGACGACGCAGCGGAGCGCACAACAGUUGAAGCUCAUCCCAAAGGACUGGGACAGCACCUGGUCGGGACCAACUACGACAACAUGGUACACAUUCGCUCCGGGCAGUUUUGGGAGAACUGUGGUAUAGAAGAGACGGAAUCCUAUGAGAAACACCUUGAACCAACACUGAAAACCGGUUUAACCUAUCUCUGGGAGAACCGAAAGGAUGGUGGCGCCAUGGGGCUGCGUUUUCUCGGCAAUACGGAUGCCAUGGGUCAUGUAAGAAAGGAGACUUGCGGCGCUGGGUUUUUUACCGACUUAAAUUCCCUGGAAGAAUGGUCAAGAAGGCACCGCUCUCAUCUUGCCAUCUAUCUCGGGGCUAUCAAGCACGCAAAGACUUUCGGGGAUUCACGGAAGUUCCGUACAUGGCAUGAGGUUUCUGUGCUGAAACGGGGAGAAGCUGCAUUUGAGUAUAUCAACUGCCUACCCACGACAGGCGUGGUCAGAUUUGUUCCGUUGGACGUGGUGUAUGACCUUUGUUGCUGAACAGAUGGGCGACUCCGGGAAAAUCCGUGUUCUGGGCCAAGUUCGAAAUAUAGAAUUUCCUACAUUCCUUGUAUUGCCUGAGUAUUUGUUUUACGCGUAUACGAAUAUUUUCUCCAUGCUGAGUGCAGCCAUGAAGAAUGGCAGCUGUACUGGAACCAAGCACUCGACAUGGACGCAGUCAUCAAUUCUGUAGUCUUUGCUCCCGACACUGGUUUUGACGAC